CCCACGAGGGGAACAUCUUGGGUAGCAGGGGCAAGGCUGUGGUUUUAGAAGAGACAGAGACAGUCGCCAGGCUGUGGUCCUCUCCCUCUACCUCCAGCCAGGGACACCUUUGUGCUGCAAUGGCCUCUGCUAUGCCUGACAAAGAGGAAGCUGCCAAGAGCACCCUGGAGAUGAAGGAAGAGGAAGAGCAGCAGGGUGCAGUCAGUGAGGUGACUAAUCCAACCCUGGUCAGCUCUGCCUGUGAUGUGGUUGCCACAGCUUAUGCCUCCACCAAGGAGAGCCACCCUUACAUCAAGUCCGUGUGUGAUGCGGCGGAGAAGGGAGUGAAGAGCGCGACCGAAGCCGCAGCCAGCUGCAUGCAACCAGUUCUGGCCAUGCUGGAGCCUCAGGUUGCUGCAGGCAGUGAGUUUGCCUCCAAGGGCUUGGAAAAGCUGGAGGAGAACCUCCCACACCUUCAGAAGUCAGCAGAGCAGGUGAUGUCUGACACAGAAGAGCAGGUAUCAGCUGGGGUGGCUGAAGCAGAGGAUGCCUUGAGCAGUAAUGUGACAGGGAUUACAGAUGCCACUAAGGAGACUCUUCAGAGCAGCAUGGAGGCUGCCAGCUCUGCAGCCUCUGGCAGCGUGGCAGAGUUUGUGGACUCCACAGAGGGUCAGGUGGCUGCAAUAGGAGCAGAAGCUGUGGUGGAGACAAUGGAUGGCAACUCUCUUCCCAUUGAAAAUGAGGAACUAGCCAAGCUGGCAGCCUCUGAGGAGGGGGCAGGCAUGAUGUCUGUGGCAGAGCAGCAGGAGAAGAGGAGGUACUUCGUGCGCCUGGGCUCCCUCUCCGAUGAGAUUCGCUUGUUUGCCUACAUGCACUCGACUGACAAGAUGAAGCAGGCCUGGCAGGGCAUGCAGGACACCCUCUCACAGCUCCACUGCCUUGUUGAACUGAUUGAAGCCUUUAAGCAAGGAUUUAACCAAAAGCUUGAGGAAGGGCAGGCAAAGCUCCGCGAGAUGUGGCUGGACUGGAGUAAGAAGUCUUCCAAAGAGACUGGAGACUUUACAGAGCCAGAGGAGAUGGAGUCUCUGGCCCUGCUCAUGGCGCGCAGCAUCACGCAUCAGCUGCAACUGACCUGCUGUGAAAUAGUGUCUGCAAUCAGAGGCCUUCCCUCCAGCCUUCAGGCCAGGGUGAAACAAGCUCUUGCCACCAUAGAGGAGCUUCAUGCUUCUUUUUCACUGGCAAAGUCCUUCCAGGACUUGUCCAGCAAUGUCUUGAGCCAGAGCCAGGCAAAGAUGGCUGUGAUCCAGGAGUACAUGGAGGAGCUGCUGGACUACCUGAAGAGCAACAUGCCUCUGUCCUGGGUGGUGGGACCCUUUUCCCCCAGGGAGGAGGAAGAGGAGCCAACAGAGGAAGAGGAAACCUCACCAGAGGAGACAACAUCAGAGGAGGAUGAGCCCUCUCAAGAGGAGGAAGAGGCAGGUAGAGGAGCAGCAAGAAAACAUGAGGUGUAAGCCAGCCCCAUGUAAUGCCAUCAGCACAGGGCUGCUUGGCAGGAGUCUGGGGAGAGCUUGGUCUUAGCUUUCCAUACCUCCCCUCCCCAGCUGUCACAUCCUGGCUGAUUCACUACCCAGCCCUGCUGAAUGAAUCCUUAGGGGCUCCUAAGGAAGGGUGAUGAGGCAAUUCUCAAGUGCUUGCAACUGCUUUCAGGAAUGCUGCUUGAGCUCUGGGGCAGAAGAUCAGAGCUGAAGCUCUGCAAAGCUUCCCUAGCAAGGUUGUGUCCUCCAAGACACCAAACACUGCUUAAACUCAAUGCAAUGGUUGCUGUUGGUCUUAAACCCUCAGCCAGUCACUGAUGUCAAGAACUAUCUUCCUAGUAGCUGCUUGUAGUAGGUUGUAGCUGCUUGAAAUAAAGCUAAUGCAUGCAAAACUG
Messenger RNA from Pogoniulus pusillus (Red-fronted tinkerbird), 1909 nucleotides. RefSeq names its product perilipin-3-like. Gene Ontology annotation, biological process: lipid storage; positive regulation of triglyceride storage. NCBI's taxonomy places the organism in Eukaryota, Metazoa, Chordata, Aves, Piciformes, Lybiidae. The transcript has 8 exons. Gene Ontology annotation, cellular component: cytosol; lipid droplet. Bases 120 to 1490 code for a protein of 456 amino acids. The record is from RefSeq and is a predicted model, not a curated record.